Messenger RNA from Oncorhynchus kisutch (coho salmon), 3091 nucleotides. RefSeq names its product protein QNR-71-like. Gene Ontology annotation, cellular component: plasma membrane. The transcript has 10 exons. The coding region runs from base 1 to 1710 and encodes 569 amino acids. The record is from RefSeq and is a predicted model, not a curated record. NCBI's taxonomy places the organism in Eukaryota, Metazoa, Chordata, Actinopteri, Salmoniformes, Salmonidae. Gene Ontology annotation, molecular function: integrin binding. Gene Ontology annotation, biological process: cell adhesion.
AUGAAGUUUCCACCGAUCCCUGGUUGGAAGCCAGACAGUAACCCAUGGGAUGACUAUCUUUACCCACCCUUCAGUCCCAAGGAACUAACGCGGAGGAAAGGUCAGCCCAUCAAAGUUCGCCUGACCAGUGACAGUCCUGCGAUCAUUGGCUCUAUGGUGUCAUUUACGGCCAAGCUAGAGUACCCACCUUGUCAGAAGGAGGAUGCCAAUGGGGAGCUGGUGUGGGAUGAGCAGUGUCCGGAUGGUGUGGAGCUGGAGGCCUCAGCUAACGGUCAGCUGAAGCAUGGCUAUGUGUUUAACUGGACCUCCUGGCUGGAUGACUACGGCUUUGGAAAGUGUACUGACCUGAAGAGAUGUAACGUCUUCCCAGAUGGGAAACCCUUCCCUCAGAGCAACGACUGGAGACACAAGGGCUACGUCUACGUAUGGCACUCCAUGGGUCAGUACUCUGAGACGUGCGAUGGCUCCUCUUCCACCCUGACAGUGAACACCAGUGACAUCACUCAGGGGCUGGAGCUGAUAGAAGUCAUGGUGUACAGGAAACGUGAGCGCAGGAAGUACAGCCCCCUGGCCACAGACAAGACCGUCUUCUUCGUCACAGACAAGAUCCCAGUGGCGGUGAAUAUUUCCCAGAAGGCAGCAUCCAACCUGUCGGCGAGCGUGUUUGUGUGUGGCGAGGACGUGGUGUUCAGUGUGUCUGUUCACGACCCCAGUAACUACCUGAAGACUGCCGAUGCCGUCGACUACAUCUGGGACUUCAAGGAAGGCAACCAGCUGGUCACCCAUAGCAACGUGGCCACGCAUGCCUACAGCGCGGUCGGCGAAGUUAACGUGAAGCUGAUGGUGGAGGUGGCGAUCAAGAUCCCGUGCCCCCCGCCAACACCGAUGAGUGUUACUUCGCCACAAACUACAGCGGCUCCUACACCUCCCACUGGCACUCACUCCAUCACUAGCAAAAUGGAAACAACCCAUGGUUAUGUGCCAGUCACCACUGCCAGACCCACCUCCAAGGGCCCCAACACACCUGUUCCCAGGACAACAGGCUUCCAGACGACAGAGCCCCUCCCCUUGACUGUGGCUGAUUUGACCCAGGGGUUCAACCCGACCUCGCUGAUGCCAGCUGUCCCCACCCCUAUGGACCAGCUCCCUCACAGACACCUGACGGCCACCGACUGCUUCCGCUACCUCUACGGAACUUUCCAGACCAACAUCACCAUCAUCGAGCACCUAAUCAACAGCCAGCCAGCCAAUCGAAUCGUGGACGUGUCUGCUACCAAGGUGACCAACACUGACAUCAGCUUCCUGGUCAAGUGCCUGGGCAGGUACGAAAGUACUUUCCUUCUCUCCUGGUCUCAUACCUACAUCUCUUUGCACUCCUUUCUACUUAUUUCCCUUCCUCUCCUCGAUCCAACUCUCUAUCACUGUCCAUUUCUCCUUUUUUUUCUUACCACCCUCCCUUUUGUAGUGUCUAAAGCUCCUCGUGCUGCAGAGGUUGUCCUCUCCUCCAGUGCUAUCCUGGUAGCCAUCUUUGCCUUCAUCGCCUUCAUAGUCUACAAGCGCUAUAAGGUCUACAGACCUGUGACGAGGUCCCUGGUGGAGGAUGCCAGUGUCCAUGUUGAGAUCGGGGGUCGUAUGGGCCGGCUGAGGGAGAUCAUAUUCCCCACCAACGAGGAGAGUCGCCGCCUGCUGACGGACAGACGCCCCGUGUAGACCCACCGUCGGUACUACAGAAGGGAAGAGAAAUAAAACAAAUAGAACUUACACUCGUCUGUCAGUUAGGAUAUUGAGUAUCUGUUCUACACCAUACAUUUCUAUCUGAAUGUUCUGUAAUGUUAUAUAAUCCUGAACAGGAGCAAGUGUUUUUACUUAGAGGUUCUUUAGUAACAAAUGAUACAUUUAGCACAUUUUAUAUAUGCAUCACAAAGAUUAUAUAUAUAUAUAUAUAUCAAUAACCAAGAGAACUUCUUUACAUUUUAGUUUGUCAAAGUAAUACUGUUAAUAGGUAAGAUGUGCUGAAAAAUAUGAAUAUAUUUUCUGUUUAGUUCACUUUGUAGUAGAAAAGCACAAGUAUGUGGCAAAUGGCAAGAGUUAAGAAAAAUUUGCAAUAAAGCUCAGUGUUUUGAAGUUGGGGCGGGGCAGUGUUUAAGGCAGUGCUGGGGUGUAUUCAUUCCAACGAUUCUGUUGCAAAGCAUUUCUUAAACAGAACGAAACGGUGCUGGACCUACCUGAAUUUGUCCAAUAGACACUCGUUUUGAUCUGUUUGCUUCCAUUUGGUUCUUAAACUGUAAACAGUUUCUGUAAUGAAUACACCCCUGGUGUGAGCGUGAUAGUAAGGUCCUUCCCCAUUUCAAUCCCUAGCUUCUUCCCCUAGUCUUUUCAGAUCUGUGAACUCCAAAGAGAAAUGGGGCUAGGAACUAAAAUGGAACUGGGCCAAAUGGAACUGCUUUAAAGUUAAACGGGUCUAAUGGUUUUGGAAAUAAAAUUUAGUAAAUAUCUUUGUAGACUUUCACAAGCCUAACAAUGUGUUACUUUUAGAAAAUGUUCAAAUAUUAGCUUUAACUGUACAUCCCACUGCCCAUUCUCUAAUGUGCAUAUCAUUUACAUUUGUUGCACGAAUGUACUGAAUUGUAGUCAUUUAGUUAUUAUAAAAGCCAUAAUUUCAAACCAAUCUAAAAAUGUAAUUUUGUUCUGGAAAGAUUCAAAUGAAGAUUGUGAACUAACCACUGUUUGUGAAUAUACUGGUAAUGUCUGUAGCCUAACGAUCUGCAUGUGUCUUGGGAGUAGGGGGGGUUACAAGUGAUGAAACAAGUAACCGGAUUUAAAUAUCAUUUAAAGUUGGAUUUUUGACACUACACUGUUGCAGUAACUGAACACAGUUGAGGCUAAAGUUAGCUGGAGUUUGUACUGGCUUUAGAGAACCGAACUACAGAUUCCAGUUCAGCAUGCUCCAUAGACACAUUACCAAAAGUAUGUGGACACCAGAUAUGAUACAACACUCCCAAUUGCAGUUCCAACAUCUUACCACUGCUACAGCUAGCUAUCAGCGGAGCAUUGUCUGGCAGGGAAACAGUUCAUUCAGCCUCAUUUACUG